This is a messenger RNA of Gymnodraco acuticeps, 5546 nucleotides long. RefSeq names its product ephrin type-A receptor 7-like. Gene Ontology annotation, molecular function: ATP binding; protein binding; transmembrane-ephrin receptor activity. Lineage: Eukaryota; Metazoa; Chordata; Actinopteri; Perciformes; Bathydraconidae. Gene Ontology annotation, biological process: axon guidance; protein phosphorylation; cell surface receptor protein tyrosine kinase signaling pathway. The coding region runs from base 277 to 3471 and encodes 1064 amino acids. Gene Ontology annotation, cellular component: plasma membrane; neuron projection. The transcript is spliced from 19 exons. The record is from RefSeq and is a predicted model, not a curated record.
ACACCUGGCGCGGAGAUUUCAGGUUGCAGCUCCAUGAUAGGUCGCUCCUCCGGUACCCUGAACGACACAUCCCACUUCAUUGAGCUCGCCAGUUGUCAAUCUCGCCUGUAAAACCUUCCCCCGAGAUAUAAAAUAAGCCGCGUUGCUCUCCAGAUCCUGCACUAUUUGCCCAGACGGCAUCCGCUCCAUUCAAACACCGAGUGCGUCUCUGCUGCGGUGCGUUGCGCGCAGACUGGAGAGAGAUGACAAGAGCCCCGCGGAACUGGCCACAUAAACAUGGAUCUCUGUAAAACGCUGAUUUCGGUGCUUUGGAUAUUAUUGCUGAACAUAGAUGAACACUGUCACGCCGAGGAAGUGGUGCUGCUGAAUUCUAAAGAGACUCAGGCAGAGCUGGGCUGGACGUCCUACCCCCCCAAUGGAUGGGAGGAGAUAAGCGGUGUGGAUGAGAAGUACAAACCCAUCCGGACAUACCAGGUGUGCAACGUGAUGGAGCCCAUGCAGCAGAACAACUGGCUGCAGACCGGCUGGGUGACGCGUCGGGGGGGCCAGCGCAUUUUCGUGGAGCUCCAGUUCACGCUGCGCGACUGCAACAGCAUCCCCGGUGUGGCGGGAACAUGCAAGGAGACGUUCAACCUCCUCUACGUAGAGACGGACAGGGACCUGGGGGGCGUGACCCGGGAAGACCGCUACACCAAGAUCGACACCAUCGCCGCCGACGAGAGCUUCACGCAAGGCGACUUGGGCGAGAGGAAGAUGAAGCUGAACACAGAGGUGCGUGAGAUCGGACACCUCAACAGGAAGGGCUUCCACCUGGCGUUCCAGGACGUGGGCGCCUGCGUGGCCCUGGUGGCCGUGCGGGUGUACUACAAGCGUUGCCUAGCGACCGUGCAGAACCUGGCAGUGUUCCCCGACACGGUGGCCGAGGCGUCCUUCGCAACGCUGGUGGAGGUGCGCGGCAACUGCGUCAACAACUCCGAGGUGGACGCUGACAGCCCUCCCAGGAUGCAUUGCAGCGCCGAGGGGGAAUGGCUGGUGCCCAUUGGGAAGUGCAGCUGCAGCGCCGGCUACGAGGAAGGACACAGCAGCUGUGAAGCGUGUCCCCAUGGAGCCUACAAGAUGUCCUCCAGGCAGCAGGAGUGUUUCCCCUGCCCGGCCAACAGCAAGGCAGAGGAGGAAGGAUCGGUGGAGUGUGUGUGUGAGGAGGACCACUUCCGAACCCCGCUGGACACACCCUCAGCCGCCUGCACAAGGCCCCCCUCCCCGCCUAGAGACUUGGUGUACACCCUGAAGCAGUCCACACUGAUCUUAGAGUGGGCCGCACCCUCGGACACAGGCGGCAGGGUGGACCUGACCUACAGCGUGGGGUGCCGGCGAUGCGUUGGGAGGCAGUGUGAGCCGUGUGGGACGAGUGUGGGCUUCGUCCCUCAGCAGGUGGGGCUGACGGAGAGGACGGUGACCCUGGUCAAUCUCCUCCCCAACACCAACUACACCUUCACUGUCGAAGCCUUGAACGGAGUGUCAGAGCUGCUGCCCAACAAGCGCUUCUACACCCAGGUCAACGUGUCCACAAGCCUGCCAGCGCCCUCUCUGAUCAGCGAGCUGCGAGCGGAGAAGAUCGAGCAGAAGGGCCUCACCCUGGUGUGGAGGCAGCCCUCCUACCCAAACAGCAGCCGCACCGAGUACGAGGUCAAAUACUACGAGAAGGAACAAAAGGAUCAGAGUUAUUCUACUGUGAAGACAGCCGCCACACGGAUCAGUGUCAACAACCUCAAACCCGGCACCACAUAUGUCUUCCUCAUCCGCCCGUUCUCCACGCCGGCCCCCUCCUCGUCCCUGUCCUCCUCCCCUCUGUCAUCCUCCGCCUCUUCGUCCUCCGCAACUUCUUCAUCAUCUUCCUCAUCGUCGUCCUCCUCCUCUCCGGCGCCCAUCGACUACGGAGCGUACAGCGCCCCCCUGGAGCUGCAGACACUUGGCGAGUUGGCACUGGCGUCCAGCGAACAGAAUCCAGUGGUGAUCAUCGUGGUGGUGUCCGUGGCCGCCCUCAUCAUGCUGCUCUCCAUGGGGGUCGGUCUGCUCAUCUGGAAGAGCGUCUGCUCGAGCUCCUCCAAUGUAACUCCUGCUAGCGUGGUGCUGCUUUCGACCUCCUUCUCCACUCUUCCUCCUCCUCCUCCUCUUCUCUCUCCUCUUCCUCCCUUCACACAGCUGAUGCCCAGACAAUGCGGCUACAGCAAGGCUUCUCAAGAGGGCGACGAGGAACUUUACUUCCAGUUUAAGAUCCCAACACGGAGGACCUACAUCGACCCGGAGACCUGCGAGGACCUGCUUCAGGCCGUGCACGCUUUCGCCAAGGAGCUGGACAACUCCAGCAUCAAGAUCGAGAGAAUUGUGCACACAGGUGACUUUGGGGAGGUGUGUCGCGGCUGCCUGAAGCUGCCCAGUAAGAGGGAGCUACCAGUGGCCAUAAAGACGUUAAGGGCGGGCUGCUCUGACAAACAGCGACGCUCCUUUUUAAGCGAGGCCGGCAUCCUGGGGCAGUUUGAUCACGCCAACAUCAUCCGGCUGGAGGGCGUCAUCACCACGGGUAACACCAUGAUGAUCAUUGUGGAGAGCAUGACCAACGGAUCCUUAGAUUCCUUCCUCAGGAAACAUGAGGGCCAGAUGAGUGUAAUGCAGCUGAUGGAUAUGCUGACCGGCGUGGCAUCGGGGAUGAAGUACCUCACCGAAAUGGGCUUCAUUCACAAACGGCUGGCCGCACACAAGGUGCUGGUUAACUCCAGCCUGGGCUGCAAGGUGUCUGGCUUCAGACCUCUGCAGGACGACAAGAUAGAGGCCAUCUACACCUCACUGCACGGAGGUAAGAGCGUGGUGCUGUGGACCGCUCCAGAGGCCAUCCAGUACCACCGCUUCUCCUCCGCCUCGGACGUGUGGAGCUUCGGCAUCGUCAUGUGGGAGGUCAUGUCCUAUGGAGAGAGACCCUACUGGGAUAUGGGCAACCAGGACGUGAUCAAGGCGAUCGAGGAUGGUUUCAGGCUGCCCGCUCCAGUAAACUGCCCCCCCCACCUCCACCAGCUGAUGCUGGACUGCUGGCAGAAGGAGAGGACGGAGAGGCCCAGCUUCAGCCAGAUCCACUCAGCCCUCAGCAAGAGCAUUCGCUCCCCCGAUGGCAUCGGCUCCUCCACGUUGUCACGCAGAACCCUGAGUUCCUCCAUCACGCUGGCAGAGAGGCCGCUGCACUCCUUCCCAGCAUUCAACUCUGUGGGGGAGUGGCUGGACGCAGUGGACAUGGGCCGAUACAAGGACAACUUCACCGCCGCAGGGUACUGCUACCUGGAGUCUGUGGCCCGGAUGACCGUCCAAGAUGUGCUGAGUCUUGGCAUCACUUCCCUUGAGCACCAGAAGCUGAUACUGGCCGCCAUCCAGACCCUCAGAGCGCAGGUCAUCCAGAUGCAUGGGCGCGGGGUGCAGGUCUAACUAACGGGGGGGCGCCUGCUCUCAACCUGCAGACCCUCGUGUGUGCAGACGGAUGAUGGGGUGGAGAAGAGGAGAGAAAGAGAGGUCGCUCUUCCAGACAGAAGGAAAGAUGAGCAGAUCUUUCAGCUAGCUGCACUCUAUCUACUCCUCCUUCCCACACAUCCUCAUGCCUUCCUUGAUUCCUUUCUUCCUUAUUUUUUUGUAACCUCUCAGAGACGAGUUCCUGUCGCCGUUGGGGGGAUAGCAGAGGAUUGAUGUCACUGACUUUUUUUUUCUGUGACCUCUAUCUGCACUUCAAUAACUAUGUCAGCUCCAUCACACUGGUUCUGGAUCAGUGCGUAAAGGCAGAUUAAAUAUUGUCUGAGCAGGACGCUCUCUGUCUGAAGCUGACCUCCAAGCUGUCGGACUAGUGCUUAAAGGAAAAAUAUAAGGGUAGAAUUUCCCUUUAACACAUUGAUUGAAUAAAAACAGUAUGUGGCCACACCCAGGGACUAUUUCCUUUGCCUGGGAUGAGUUGCUCUGAUACAGAAUCAUAUCGUUGUACGUCAGAGCGUAUUUCAUCAGAUGUUAGAGGAACAUUUCUGAUGAUCCAACAUGGCUGCAGUAGCUUAAGAAGACUGUGCUGUCCCAUGUCAAGGAUCCAGUGAGAGUGAGGUUAGAUGAGGCCUAAAUGAAAGCCUACAGUAAAUUAGUCUUAUAUUCAGUAUAUAACGUGUGCAGACGUUAGGAACGUUUCCCUUGGGGCUACUGAUGGUCGAACAAAAGCUGCAGGAUACAAUUGUAAAGGUUGAAAAUGUGUGUUUGAUUGUUCAUUAAUUUGUUGUGCGUCGCUGUCAUAGUUUCUUUUAUAUUUCUCUUCUUUCCAGUUGUUUACUUUGUGCAUUUAAAACUAAUUCUCCCUUUCCCCUGCUGGAUGUCUACUCCAUGAUCCCCCUCACUACUCUGUAUAGAGCACGGGCUAACUCUGGAAGAUGGCCAGAUUCAGAUAUUUAUCCAUAUUUAUUUAUGUUUACAGACUGUACCACAAACCUCUUUAAAGAAGAGUUUGAGAAGGGUUAUUUAACUUAUAGUAUUUUAAAAAAUAAAGCAGUUGUGUUCUUGUUUUUUUUAUUUUACUGCUGAGUUUAUAACUGAAUAAAUGAGUAGUUUUGUACACUGGAGGAUUUGUACUGUGGGCACACAGUAUCUGUGUAUUCUUGAACACUGGAGCUGGUACGGUUGAAGUUGAGGUCCAUUAUCUUUGGAUUUGCUGUAUACAUGACAGUGUGUGUGUUGCAGUAUGAAUACAGUAUUAAGGAAUGUCAUAUGGACUUUUUUUCUCUAUGUAAAUGUUAGAUUAUCAUGUUUAAUUUUGCGUUGCUGUUAAUAUCUGGCUCUGCCAUGCUACGUGGUUGCACUUUUUCCCCAGAUAACUCCCAGAAUUCUCCCUGUACAGCAAUCUCACCUUUUUUGUUUCAAUACAGGAGACUUGAGCGAGGACGUUUAUUGGGGCAUUAUCAUAGGUUUUCACAAUAAAAAGGUACAUUCAUUUCUGACUGAAAUAUUGUAACUGGUUUGUAUUUGGAACAAAAUGAGUUUUUCCUCCUUGUACGCUACUUUCUCUGUAUCCGUUUUGUCAAAUGAAAUAAACUCAUGUGUCCUUUAUAGACGGAAUCACACACAUAACACACCAAUGGUCCCUUUGACACACACAAAAGACUCCACACACACACACACACACACAGUUGCUUUCACACAAACUGGACCUCUUCAACACAAUGAAUGAAACUUCCCCUCUGUCCCUCUCUGUUACUGUGACCAUUAUGAUAUAUGUUUAAUACUGUAAAUAUGUACUUGAAAAUGCUAAAUCUAUUUUUAUAAUUUGUUUGAGAAACAAUGUGUUGAAUAUAAUAUCUGCUCACUGUGUAAGGGUUUUAUUUGUUGAGUCUAGGGCCAUAGCCAAGAAAAGGUGUUUGGAAUAUAAAAUUGAAAAAAAAACGUUUUAUUUGUUAGUUUUUUGAUGAUUUUUACCUGUUAGAAGAAAAUCGGAUGGCUGUUGCAAUAUUGAAACUAUUAAAACAUUUCCAAUACAAAAA